AUGAGUUCCUCGGAGGAGCUUGCCGGCGCAUCCACUCCCAAGCGCGCCUUUGGCGAGAUGCAGCAGGACGAGAGGACGGUCGACGCCGCCACGUCUCUCUCGGACGUGGACACGCCAAAGGUUGAAGCCGUGACGCCGACGGACUCGACUUGUGUCACGCCGGCCUCGACUUGUUGCACGCCGCGGUCCAGUGCGAGCACACCGCAUGGCGACGCGUCGUGGGACCAGACCUCGUACUGGCAGCAGUCGACGGCCCAGGCCUGCUUCUGGCAGCCAGAGUCGUUUCUCCCGCUCUGCUUCGUGCCGGUCCAAGGCGCACACCUGCAGCCCCAGGCCGUGCCGUCUUUCUGCUGCGCCUUCGCGUCUGGCGGUCAGGGCCAGCACUUCGCCAGCCCCGCCGCGUGUGCGGCGCAGCCCCGCGACGAGCAGCUCGGCGCCCAGCUCAUGUGGUGGCCGCAGGAGCAGUGGCCGCAGGAGUGGUGGUCCCAGGCCAGGUCCUCGGGCGAGUGUGGCCUGCCGGCGGCCGUCGCGGGCGCGAGCGGCGAGUGGCGGGCGCCCGCCGCUGUGGACGAGUGGUACGAGGCGCUCCAGACCAGAGCCUUGGACAAGGACAAUGAGAUGAAGCGCCACGUGCUCGCUGCGAUCUGUGGCCAUGCGCUCCAGUUCUCACACGAUAAGAAGGGAUGCAGGCUCUUGCAGUGGGCGCUAGACCAUGCUGACAGGGAGACGCUCCACGCCCUGCUGACGGAGCUCCACGGGCACAUGUCGGAGAUGUACAGGUGUCCGAAUGCCAAUUACGUCGCCCAGAAGAUCUUCAACGUGCUGCCCGCGGAGAGGAUGGGCGCCGUGCUGCAGGAGUUCGAGGGCCGGAUGGUGGACUUCGCGCGCCACCGCUACGGAUGCCGCAUUGUGAUCCAGCUGCUGGCGCACUGCGGCAGGCGACCGGAGUGUGCCGCUCUCAUCGAUGAGCUCCUGAACAGGCCGAAAGGUCUGAUCGACCACGCAUACGCGCACCACACCUUCGAGGCUGUUUUGGAGCACGGGAGAGAGGAUUUCAAGCAGCGCAUUGUCUGUGCAUUGGCAGAGAACCUGCUCCACUUCGCGCGGCAUCACCACGGCAGCUUCGUUGUGCUGGCGGCGCUCGUGCAUUGCUCCGACGAUGUUGCCAGUUGGCUGUGCGGGCUCCUGAACGAGGGCAUCGUGGGCGUGACCGCGAAGAAGCCCGGCUGCAACCUCUACCACGAGCUGUGCCUGCACACUCACCCACGCACCUCGGAGCCGGCGAGGGCUGCGCUGGGGCUGCACGCAAUGCAGCUGCGCCAGCGCUCAGAGAGCCUGCGCCUGGUGGACAUGGUGCAGCAGGCGCUCGAGGCGGACGCGAGCCCGAGGCCGUCUGGGCUCCCGCUGACCCUGCUGCCGCCGCGGGCGGCGUGGGCGGACGUGGAGGAUGAUCUCGACGAGGACCUCGCAAGCGCCAGGCGCCCGGAGUUGCCCGAGCCCGGGGCGCAGCGCUGGCAGUAG
This is a messenger RNA of Prorocentrum cordatum, 1521 nucleotides long. NCBI's taxonomy places the organism in Eukaryota, Dinophyceae, Prorocentrales, Prorocentraceae. The record is from the annotation of a GenBank genome assembly.